AUGUUAGUUGAAAAGACAUCAGACACGAGAACUGCGAAACCCAUGAUGCCCAUACCCAUAACUGCUCUUUAUAAGGAACAGAAAUCAACCAGCUCCUCUACCGCUCGAUCUCCAGAUGAAAGGUUUGAACGAAAACUAUUUCGAUAUAAUGCAGAGGAUAAACGACCAGCAAAGCACAAACCAGUUUACGAGCAUCGGCAAAAGGCUAAAAAAAUGGAGCAGAAAACGCCAGACUCUGAUUCGCUAAAAACAGCGCGCGACAUAUCUACAAUAAGUCCUUCGGAAGCGAAGAAAUACUCGUUCCUGAACAAAAAGGAGGAUAACACCGUGUACGAGAUAUCUGAAAUCUCUGACUUUGAUCUUUAUGCAACCAAAAAGAAGCAACCGCAACCGGAUCUCAAGAAAUUGGAAGCAUAUUUUGCUCUGCCUCAACCAGCUGAAGCUAAGAGCAAAUCGAAGGAAUCUACAGAAUCAGGGAAAAAAUCAAGAUCCAAAACUGGUGGAGUACAAGUUAGGCAACUGCGUACAGCUAGAAAAGGAGGAAAUACGCAAGACGACAAGUCGUCGAAAAGGAAACUCCUCAAGAAAGUCAAAGCACGUGCUAUCAAAAGCGCUAGGAGUAUAUCUAGGCGCGAACUUGCAACGUCACCGAAAAGUACCAAGAAGAAAUCAAAGGAGAGCCUUACACCUGUUAGCAAAAAAAUAAGUGCAACUAACUUACUAUUGCACAAAUUUUUGCGCAAGAAAGAAGUCAGUGUACGUCAGGAAAAGGCCGAGACCCCGAGAAAGACUUCUCAAAGGACGUCGUGACAUAUCAUGCUU
Molecule: messenger RNA, 822 nt
Organism: Cylicocyclus nassatus
Lineage: Eukaryota; Metazoa; Nematoda; Chromadorea; Rhabditida; Strongylidae
Source: the annotation of a GenBank genome assembly